AUGAGCGUGCCCAAAAUCUCCCUCUCUCUGGGAGCCGGGCGAAAAGCUUCAGCGCCCACAAAUGGCGUCAAGCGCCCGCGCGCAGCACUGCACGAAGACGACGAUGAUCACGAAGAGCUUGGUCAAACCGAGACGGUGUCGCACUUCGACAAGACUGCAGGCGGUGCAGUCGAUGCCAGUCGCAAAAAGGAAGACACGGGCCCCAUGAUUAUUCCGAAGCAAACGAAUAGAGACUGGAAGGAAGCGGCCAAUCGGCGCAAACGACAGAAGAGUGGGCUACCUGAAGGCGCGGGUCGUGGACAGGAAGGUCUGGAUCAGAGGAUGGCAGAAGUCGAGGCGGCGGUGGAGGCUGCGAAGCCGGGCUUUGGACUGAACACAUACAACUCGAAGGCUACGGAGACGAAUGAAGAGGCCGUGCUUGGGGACGCGGAUGCUGCGUCGAAAGCUAUGGACGCCGUAGAGAAGUCGCAACAGCUUCCGCCGGAACCUGACGCGGAGGGCGUUUCGCUUCGGAAGAGGACAGAGGAUGAGCUGGCGAGAGAUGCUCUGCUCGGACAUACAACGGACACCAGUCUUGUUUUACCAGCGGAAGGGAAUGCUUUCAAGAACGACUACAAUUCUGCACCGCCCAUGGCAUCUCUAGACGACUAUGCUCGCGUACCGGUGGAGCAAUUCGGCGCCGCUCUACUCCGCGGCAUGGGCUGGAAGGACGGCGAAGGUGUAGGCAGCCAACGAGGAGUCAAGCUCGCCAAGAAUGCGAACAAGGUCCCUGCUCGACGAGCAGCGCUCCUAGGAAUCGGAGCGAAGGAAGACGCGGCCAUCGCUGGAGAAAUGGGAGCUUGGGGCAAAGCUGCAAAGGGCAAGGACGCGAAGAUCUACAAUCCUGUGCUGUUGAAGGAUAAGAGGACCGGAGAGAUGUUCACAGAGGAGGAGCUGAAGCUGAAGAAGGAGAAGGAGGAGCGAGAACUAUACGAAAUGGAGUUCGAGAAGAAGGAGAAGGAGCGACGGAGAGCGGAUCGAAAUGGCGGCAGUGAUGAGAGGGACAGGCGGCGGGACAAGGACGAGGGGAGGAGGAGGGACCGGAGCAGGGAUCGAGACCGGGAUAAGAGGAAGUAUGAUAGUGAGAGUGAAGAGGAACGUCAACGGAGGAAAGACAAGGAGCGGAGGAGAAGACGGGAGCAUGAGCGGGACGGAGGUGAUGAACGAGAUCGAGACCGACAUCGCUCUCGUCGUGAUGAGGGCGACAGGCAUCGUGAUCGAGACCGCGAUCAUCGACAUGACCGAGAUAGGGAUCGUCGGAGGUAG
This is a messenger RNA of Zymoseptoria tritici IPO323, 1305 nucleotides long. RefSeq lists its product as uncharacterized. Gene Ontology annotation, cellular component: spliceosomal complex. Gene Ontology annotation, biological process: mRNA splicing, via spliceosome. The transcript has a single exon. Bases 1 to 1305 code for a protein of 434 amino acids. The record is from RefSeq and is a predicted model, not a curated record. Gene Ontology annotation, molecular function: nucleic acid binding. NCBI's taxonomy places the organism in Eukaryota, Fungi, Ascomycota, Dothideomycetes, Mycosphaerellales, Mycosphaerellaceae.